This is a messenger RNA of Etheostoma spectabile (orangethroat darter), 575 nucleotides long. It is a transcript of the gene tcnba, whose product is annotated as transcobalamin beta a. The transcript has 4 exons. Gene Ontology annotation, biological process: cobalamin transport. Gene Ontology annotation, molecular function: cobalamin binding. The record is from RefSeq and is a predicted model, not a curated record. Lineage: Eukaryota; Metazoa; Chordata; Actinopteri; Perciformes; Percidae. The coding region runs from base 121 to 534 and encodes 137 amino acids.
AGCUUUUUCAAACCAAGGUAAUCAAAGUUAUCUCUGCUCCAGUAUGUAAAGCGAGAUGACUGGAAUAAAUCCCAGUCUCUGUGGAAGUCCGGUGCACUUACAGUCAGCUAAGCCUCAGCCAUGAUGAUGACGACGAUGGCCGCCCUGCUCUCUGCAGCCCUGCUGCUGCUGCUUCCUGGGGCUCGGACUCAAACGAGCGAACCAGUUCCCAUUGAUGUGUUGGUGGAGAACAGCUUGCUUGGCACCGCUCCUGUGACGUUCAGCACUCAUGUGGUUUACAGAGGGAUCCUGCUGGGUGCACUGAAGAGACUCAUGGACUCCAAUGCAAACUUUAAGUUCACCUACACAGAGGAUCCAAACUAUGGCCCGUACCUGGAGAGUGUGAACGGAGUGGCUGGAAAUGACGAAGACCAUACGUACUGGGAGCUGCUGGUCAAGACUUCAGAUGGCAAAAUCAUAAGACCUGAUGUUGGUAUCGGAUGCUACAUUCCCAGUGCAAACGAGCAAAUCAUCCUGAAGUUCACAAAGUGGUGAAGAUUCAGCAGCCACAGCACAUCAACAUGAGAUCAGAGCCG